Linum trigynum is the source of this 1413-nucleotide messenger RNA. NCBI's taxonomy places the organism in Eukaryota, Viridiplantae, Streptophyta, Magnoliopsida, Malpighiales, Linaceae. The record is from the annotation of a GenBank genome assembly.
AUGCUGACCAAAACACCGCCACAGCUGAAUCAACUCUUUGAGGAGAUGGCGGAGAACGGGUACGAUUGGGGCACUGCCAGGAGAUCGAGACGAGCACCAGGACGGGGUGUGCAUGCUGUAGGCACCCAGUCAUCUGAUUUGGUGCAGGUGGUAUCGAAGCUGGUUUCAGCUAUCGAUCGUUCUGGUUUGAUUGCAGGUACAGGGCAGCCGCAGGCUAUGCACUGCCAGUGGUGUGAGAGCUCCCAUCACACCGUAGAGGACUGCCAGGCGAUGAAGGAAUCGACAACACCCCAGGAGCAGGUGAACUUCAUCAACAAUGUUAGGCGCAAUGACCCCUACAGCAACACUUACAACGAGGGGUGGCGCCAGCAUCCCAACUUCUCCUGGGGUGGGGCAAAUUCCAAACCACCAGUCCCCCAGGGACCACCGGGCUUCCAGAGGCCGCCAUAUCAGCCCAGACAGGGGCAAUUCCAGCAGCCACAGCAGUCUCUCUACCAGCCCAUGCAGGGGCAUGCUGCGCCAUCACAGCCGCGACCUUUCCAGCAGCCAGGUGCAGCCCCUGCCGCCCCAGUGCAGAAUGAUCAGAUGGCUGAACUGCGGGAAUUGGUGGGUUCUCUCGCCAGUUCUAGUGCUCAAAAAUUUAACACCAUCGAUCAGUUCAUGGAAAAGGCAUCGGGCAAAUUCCUGGCUCUGGAAGCUGGCCAGAGGAACACACAGGCUGUCUUGCAGGAUAUCCAAACCCAGCUGGGGAGUGUGGCUCAAGCAGUGGCACAAAGGGCUCCUGGUACUCUACCCGGUCAGACCAUCCCUCAUCCUCAAAACCCGAAUGAGCACUGCAAUGCCAUCAUGACCAGUAGUGGCAAGAUGACUGUUGAUCCACCUGCUCGGGCACAAGAGAGAGAGGCCCCUGCCUCGGCAUCUCCAGCAGCUGAAGAAGAAGCAGAGAAGGAGGUUGAGGUGCCUGCACCUAAACCGCAACCAGUAGUGAAGGAGUAUAUCCCUAAACUCCCCUUCCCUACUCGGUUGCACAAAGACAAGCUGGAGGCAGAGUUCGAGAACUUCAUGGCCAUGCUUAGGAAGCUGAAUGUCCAAGUACCUUUCCUGGAGGCACUAUCUCAAAUGCCUAAGUAUGCGAAGUUACUGAAGGAUCUUCUCUCAAAGAAGCAGAAGCUGAGCGAGCUGGCCACUGUGGAGCUCAACGAGGAGUGCUCGGCCAUUCUGCAGAACAAGCUUCCGCAGAAACAGAAGGACCCAGGUAGUUUUACUAUCCCGUGCUCUAUAGAAAAUUUGCAUGUAGAGAGGUCCUUGGCGGAUUUAGGUGCUAGUAUCAAUGUUAUGCCAUAUAAACUGUUUAAGAAACUAGGCCUAGGUGAACCUCGUGCCACUAGGAUGAGCCUUCAAUUAGCUGACUGA